ACGCCGUCAUCAGAACUAGACAGCGGCGCGGUCACGUGCUCCUCGCACAGAAUACUCCAGAUCAAAGAUGGCGGCGUACAUGAGAAUGUGGAGAUCAUACCGUCCAGGGUCCAGAAGCAUCAGCACAGCUUCCUCAGCCGGAGCGGUCAUGAUCAGAGCCGGAUUAAACGCGUUAUUCCCGCGGGAUCCGCUCAGCGGGAGCCGCUUCAUCCACAUCCAGCGCUCGUAUUCCAGCAUUUCCAGCAGAAAGUCAUUACACAACGCGAGAAUCACAGCAUCCAUGGUGACUGACAGAUGGAGUCGCGUCACCGCGGGCUCCGGGAGCCUCGGCAGCGGCUGUCAGAGGAGGUUUCUCUUCGGGAACAAGGGCAGCGGGUUUUCUGGAGAGGACGGGGCGGAGAGCAGCGGUGGAGCUCCAGAUGAGUCUGGAGGGGAUGAAGGUCCGUACUCUCCUCCUCAGAUGACCGCGCUCACCCCGAUGCUCGUGCCCGAGGUCUUCCCGAACGUGCCUCUCAUCGCUGUCAACAGGAAUCCCGUGUUUCCCAGAUUCAUCAAAAUCAUUGAGGUGAAAAACAAGCAGCUCAUGGACCUGCUGAGGAGAAAAGUUCGUCUCGCUCAGCCAUACGCAGGGGUUUUUUUGAAGAAAGAUGACAAUAACGAGUCGGAUGUGGUGGAGAGUCUGGAUGCCGUUUACCACACCGGGACGUUUGUGCAGAUCCACGAGAUGCAGGACCUCGGAGACAAGCUUCGUAUGAUUGUGAUGGGACACAGAAGGAUCCGCAUCAAUAAGCAGCUGGAUGUUGAGCCGGAGGAGCCCGUGUCCCUGGAGGUCGAGGCUGAAGGUGAACACUCGAAAGCCCCGCGCCGGAAGCAGAAGAGAUCCCGCAAGGAUUCGGUGCCGCUGGCGGAGGUGAUGGAGGGGAAGGUGCGGGAAGCGGAGUUGGUGGUGGAGGCGCUUCCUCUGCCCAGCGUCCUCAUGGUGGAGGUGGACAACGUGAUCCAUGAGGACUUCCAGGUCACAGAAGAAGUCAAGGCUCUGACUGCUGAGAUCGUCAAGACUAUACGUGACAUUAUUGCUCUGAAUCCACUGUACAGAGAGUCUGUGCUCCAGAUGAUGCAGGCGGGUCAGAGAGUGGUAGAUAACCCGAUAUACCUGAGCGACAUGGGGGCGGCACUGACAGGGGCUGAAUCUCACGAGUUACAGGACGUCCUGGAGGAAACAAAUAUUCCCAAACGACUCUACAAAGCACUUUCUCUGCUAAAGAAGGAAUACGAGCUGAGUAAACUACAGCAGCGUCUCGGGAGGGAGGUUGAGGAGAAGAUAAAGCAGACACACAGGAAGUACCUCCUCCAGGAGCAGCUGAAGAUCAUUAAGAAGGAGCUCGGCCUGGAGAAGGAGGACAAAGACGCCAUUGAGGAGAAGUUCAGGGAGAGGUUGAAGGAUCGCACCGUACCUCAGCACAUCAUGGACGUUAUUAACGAGGAGCUGAACAAACUGGGGCUGUUAGAUAACCACUCCUCAGAGUUCAACGUUACCCGUAACUACUUAGACUGGCUGACCUCCAUGCCGUGGGGCACCAACAGUGUGGAAAACCUGGAGCUGGGCCGGGCCAAAGAGGUGUUGGAAGAGGACCACUAUGGAAUGGAUGACGUCAAGAAACGGAUUCUGGAGUUCAUUGCUGUAAGCCAGCUUAAAGGCAGCACACAGGGAAAGAUCUUGUGUUUCUAUGGACCUCCUGGAGUUGGCAAGACCAGUAUCGCCCGUUCGAUCGCCAGAGCACUUAAUCGCGAAUACUUCCGUUUUAGCGUGGGAGGAAUGACAGAUGUGGCGGAAAUUAAAGGCCACAGGAGAACAUAUGUUGGUGCAAUGCCAGGAAAGAUCAUCCAAUGUCUAAAGAAAACUAAGACUGAAAACCCAUUGGUCCUUAUUGAUGAGGUUGACAAAAUUGGUCGAGGUUACCAGGGUGACCCAUCUUCUGCGCUACUUGAGCUUUUAGACCCAGAACAGAACGCAAACUUUCUUGACCACUACCUGGAUGUGCCUGUUGACCUGUCCAAGGUGCUUUUCAUUUGUACGGCCAAUGUUCUCGACACCAUCCCAGAACCCUUAAGAGACCGAAUGGAAAUGAUCAACGUAUCAGGCUAUGUUGCUCAGGAGAAAUUGGCCAUUGCGGAGAGAUACUUGGUACCCCAGUUGCGAACUCUAUGCGGGUUGGAUGACCAGAAGGCGAAAAUAACCCCUGAGGCUCUGAACUUGCUCAUCAGACAGUACUGCCGGGAGAGCGGCGUCAGGAACCUUCAGAAGCAAGUCGAGAAGGUACAACUCGCUUGUUGGUGUUCCAGAAAAGUAGCGUUCCGGAUUGUCAGCGGUGAUGAAACGGCGGUCAACAUCACCCCGGACAACCUCCAGGAUUACGUCGGGAAGCCCAUCUUCACUGUGGACCGAAUGUACGAUGUCACACCGCCGGGAGUUGUUAUGGGCCUGGCGUGGACGGCAAUGGGCGGUUCGACGCUGUUCAUCGAGACCUCUCUGAGGCGACCGAGGGAACCGCAGGGGAAAGACGGUGCCAAAGAUGGAACGCUGGAGCUCACGGGGCAGCUGGGAGACGUGAUGAAGGAAAGCGCCAAGAUCGCGUACACGUUCGCCCGCUCCUUCCUCAUGAAGGAACAACCUGAGAACGAGUUCCUCGUGGGAUCCCACAUCCACCUCCAUGUGCCUGAGGGUGCGACUCCUAAAGACGGGCCGAGUGCCGGAUGCACCAUCGUGACGGCUCUGCUGUCCUUGGCCACCAACACACCAGCGCGUCAGAACGUGGCCAUGACGGGAGAAGUGUCCCUGACCGGGAAGAUCCUGCCUGUCGGAGGAAUCAAGGAAAAGACCAUUGCUGCGAAGAGAGCCGGCGUCACCUGCAUCAUCCUGCCUGCAGAAAACAGGAAGGACUUCUCGGAUCUGGCCGACUACAUCACAGAAGGACUAGAAGUGCAUUUUGUGGAAAACUACAGCGAGAUCUACAAAAUCGUGUUCUCCGGACAGUAGCCAGUCGUGCCGUUUUACUAGUUUUAUCUUUUGCUACGUGAAAUCACAAGCACACAGAAGCAGGCGCCACAUGAACUCCAUCCUUCUGUUGUUGAGUUUUUACCCCACAGACGUUGGGACGCGGAUCGGAAAGUCUGGGAUCUGGACGUCACCGUGAUCCCUGAAGUGUUGGAGACUCUGGGAUCCUGCAGUCGCUGCUACGCAGCCCGUAUUGAUGAUUUUAUACUCUCAUCCCAUUUCAUCUCAUCUGGAGUGUCAUAUUUGUAAAUAACUGCCUUAAAUGUAUUCCUUCAAAUCAUUUACAAUAAAUAUAAUUUAUGCAACA
This is a messenger RNA of Megalobrama amblycephala (Wuchang bream), 3362 nucleotides long. RefSeq names its product lon peptidase 1, mitochondrial (gene lonp1). Gene Ontology annotation, cellular component: mitochondrial matrix. Gene Ontology annotation, biological process: chaperone-mediated protein complex assembly; mitochondrion organization; protein quality control for misfolded or incompletely synthesized proteins. Lineage: Eukaryota; Metazoa; Chordata; Actinopteri; Cypriniformes; Xenocyprididae. Gene Ontology annotation, molecular function: serine-type endopeptidase activity; ATP-dependent peptidase activity; ATP binding. The record is from RefSeq and is a predicted model, not a curated record.